AUGCCUCCUCCACCUCACCAGAAGCCCGAAAAUGUCCUGAAGCGAGCUCACGAGCUCAUCGGCGUCAACCAGGCCCCGGCUGCCCUGACUCUGCUGCACGAGCACAUCACCUCCAAGAGAAGCCGCAAUGUCCCCAUCGCAUCGUUGGAGCCCGUUAUGCUCCUCUUGGUCGAGCUCUCCGUCGAGCAGAAGAAGGGCAAGCUGGCCAAGGAUGCCCUCUACCAGUACAAGAACAUCAGCCAGAACACCAACGUCGCCACAAUCGAGCUUGUUCUUAAGAAGUUCAUUGAGCUUGCGGCCGAGAAGGUCACCGCCGCCCAGCAAAAGGCCGACGAAGUUCAGUCCAGCAUCGAGGCAACCACCUCAACCUCCAACAUCGACGAUCUCGAGGCCAGCGAGACCCCCGAAUCUAUCCUCCUCGCCACCGUCUCCGGCGAGCAGUCCCGCGACCGUACCGACCGCGCCAUCGUCACCCCAUGGCUCAAGUUCCUGUGGGAGGCCUACCGUACUGUCCUCGACAUUCUCCGCAACAAUGCUCGCCUUGAAGUCCUCUAUCAGAGCACCGCCAUGCAGGCCUUCGACUUCUGCUUGAAGUACACCAGAAAGACCGAGUUCCGCAGACUCUGCGAGUUGCUCCGUAACCAUGUCCAGACCGCGGCCAAGUAUUCUGCGCAGAUGCAUGCCAUCAACCUGAGCGACCCCGACACCCUGCAGCGCCACCUGGAGACUCGUUUCCAGCAGCUUAACGUUGCCGUCGAGCUCGAGCUCUGGCAGGAGGCGUUCCGCUCCGUUGAGGACAUCCACACCCUCCUCAACCUCAGCAAGCGCCCCCCCAAGAACAUCAUGAUGGCUAACUACUACGAGAAGCUCACUCGUAUCUUCCUCGUCGGCGAGAACUACCUUUUCCACGCCGCUGCCUGGUCUCGAUACUACACUCUCCUGCGCCAGUCCGCGGCUAUGGUUGCCACUGGCCAGAGCAAGAAGGCUGACAACCCCCCUGCCACUGAGGCCGACCUCCAGAAGGCUGCUUCUUUCGUGCUGCUGUCCGCCUUGGCUAUCCCUGUCAUUAGCACCACCCGUUCCCGCGGUGCCAUGGUUGACUUCGACGAGUCGAGAAAGAACAAGAAUGCUCGCCUCACCCACCUCUUGGGCAUGUCUCAGGCUCCCACCCGUGCUGGUCUUUUCCGUGACGCUCUCGCCAAGCAGCUGCUGAAGCGUGCUCGUCCUGAAAUCCGUGACCUUUACAACAUUCUCGAAGUCGAUUUCCACCCCUUGUCCAUUUGCCAGAAGAUCUCGCCUAUUCUUACCAAGAUCGGCGCUGACGCUGAGAUGGAGAAGUACAUCCUGCCUCUCCAGCAGGUCAUCCUUACCAGAUUGUUCCAGCAGCUGUCGCAAGUGUACGAGACCGUCGAUCUCAGUUUUGUUGAGCGCCUGGCCGAGUUCCCUGAGCCCUUCCAGGUCACUCGCGGCACCAUUGAGAAGUUCAUCAUGAACGGCAACAAGAAGGGUGAUCUUGCUAUCCGUAUGGAUCAUGCUACGGGUGUUCUCAGCUUCGACAACGACGUCUUCUCGUCCGCCAAGGCCGCCCAUGCUGGUUCUUCUGCCGGCUCCGCAGAGGCCGAUGGCAGCUCUGUUCAGCGCUUGCAGAGCACUCCUUCUGAGAUUGUCCGCUCUCAGCUUACCCGCCUCGUCAAGUCUCUCCACACCACUUGCUUUUACAUUGACCCUAGCUACAACCAGUCCCUUGUCAGCGCAAGAGAAGCUGCUCUCGCCCGUGCCCGUGCCGGCGCCGAGAAGGAGCACCAUGAUAUUCUUGCGAGAAAGGAGAUUAUCCAGAAGCGCAAGGAGGAGGCUUCUGAGGCCCAGGCUCGUAAGGACAGAGAGAGCGCCCGCCAGAAGCGCCUUCGUGAGCAGCUGCUCCAAGAAGCCGAAGACAAGCGUCUUGCCGCUGAGCAGAAGGAGCGCGAGGAGAAGCGUAUGAAAGCCGAGCGUGAUCGUGUUCGCAAGGAGGAGCUUAAGAAACAGAUUGCCGACCUCAAGAUCGGUCCCAAGACUAUUGACCUGGACCUGGAGAACCUCGACAACCUUGACUCCAGCGCCAUUCACGCCAUCAAGCUGGAGCAGCUCAAGCGCGAGAAGAACGAUGUCAAUGAGAAGCUUCGCAUUGUCUGGAAGCGCAUCGACCACUUGGAGCGUGCCUUCAGAAAGGAAGAGGCCAAGAAGCUGGGCGAGGACUACCAGAAGCAGAUUGAGAAGGACCGCGCCACUUAUGAGGCUGUCAAGAAGCAGACUCUCAAGGAGGCCGAGGAGAAGCACAAGGAGAGUGUUGAGCUGAAGCAUCGCCUCACCCGUCUGAUGCCCGAGUACGAAUCCUUCCGUGCCAACCUUCACGAGCGUCGCCGCGAUGAGUUCGAGAAGCGUCGCAGGGAUGCCGAGAGGGAGUUGGAGAAGCAGAUCGCCGCCCGCAAGAAGGAGUACCGUGAGCGCAAGCUCCGGGAGAAGCGCGAGCGCGAGGAAAAGGAGAGGGCUCUGCGCGAGGCCGAGGAGCGCGCUGCCCGGGAGAAGGAGGAGCAGGAGAGACGUGCAGAGGCCAAGAGGGCCGAGAUGCAGCGUCUCAAGGAGCAGCGCGAACAGGAACGCCAGGAGGGUCUCGAAAAGGCCGCUCUUCAGGCGAGACGCGAGGAGGAGGCCCUGGCACGUCGCAAGGCCGAGAGAGAGGCUCAGCGGACGGCACCCCCGUCCCGUGUUCCCGAGCGUGGGGCCGAGCCUUCCACCGAGGGUCGUCGCCCGCUCAACCUCCCCGGAGCUGGCAAGUGGCGCGAACGUGAGGCAGCCAAGGGUACCGCCUCUACUGAUUCCGCCCCCCCUGCCCGCGCUCCCCCGGCGGAGCGUGCCGAGCGUACCGAGCGCCCCGAACGUGCUGAGCGCGCAGACGCUGGCGACCGCUCCAGUGGCCCGCCCCGCCUCAACCUUGCUGGCAACAAGCCCAGCUGGCGUGAGCGUGAGUCUGCCAAGACUGCUGCCGGUGGUGGUGACAGCAGCACCGCCCCGCCUCCGUCCCGUACCGCUUCCGGUGGUGCCCCCAUCAACCGUGGUGGAUCGGGACGUGCCGAGAACGGCCGUCCGGGACCUGACCGCACCGGCUCCCCCGCGUCGGCAGCUGAGCCGCUCAAGCCGUCAGGCGCCCCCGGCAAGUGGGUUCCCCGUCAUCUCCGCGACAAGGCCUAA
Molecule: messenger RNA, 3228 nt
Organism: Colletotrichum truncatum
Lineage: Eukaryota; Fungi; Ascomycota; Sordariomycetes; Glomerellales; Glomerellaceae
Product: Eukaryotic translation initiation factor 3 subunit A
Biological process (GO): formation of cytoplasmic translation initiation complex; translation reinitiation
Cellular component (GO): eukaryotic translation initiation factor 3 complex, eIF3m; multi-eIF complex; eukaryotic translation initiation factor 3 complex, eIF3e
Molecular function (GO): translation initiation factor activity; mRNA binding
Source: RefSeq, a predicted model, not a curated record